UACAGUAUUUGAUUGAUAGAUUUUGAUGGACUAAAUCACGACUGUUGACUUGGGUACUGGUGUACAGUACUAAACUUCAGAAUGGUUACUCGCAGUUAGGUUUAUCCCGCCUUCACGUUUUACUCUAUUAAUCUACUUAAUCUCGACAACUUUCCUUGUGUUUUAAAGUUAUUUUUCCCUAACUACCGGGAAGUACGAGUCUCUAUCCCGUGACGGUUCCAUGAUGAAUUUAUGAGGGAAGCCGUAAAAUGUCGUGUUGGCUUGUGGCCUUGUGUGGAUUCGUAAUCUUUGAGUUGUACUAUUUCUUUCGAGGUGCCACGACGGCUUUAAUUGGUCAAGUGCGGCGACCGUUGAAUAUAUCUGAUGAGGCCAACUUGUAUGGCAUAUGUACGCUCAACGAUGUGGAUUUUUUCGGCAACCACAUGAACAACGCGCGUUUUCUCAGGGAAUUGGACUUCGCCAGGAUUGACUUUUUUGUUCGUUUGGGGGCAUUGAGGAUUAUUCGGGCUGCAGGAAACACGGUGUGGGUUGGCGCAUCCACCAUACGAUACCGGAAACCGAUUUACCUGUUCUCUCCCUAUCGAAUCCGAACGAGAAUCGCUCACUGGGACAGCCACGACGUGUACUUGUCCCACAGAUUUGAAUCUCUGAACGGUUUCGUCCAUGCCAUCGGAUAUUCGAAACUGGUUAUCCCGAAGGUGGAAAUCCCCGAAUUGAUCAAUAGGGCUUCACUCGGUCCAGUAGAUAUCCCGGUUCCUGACGAAGCACUGAAAGCUUGGAUCGCCUACUUGAAUUCCGACAGGCAGCAAUUGUACGACGAGCUCGGGCAUCAGCCCGAGAAGUCGAAAGUAAAUGAUACGAAUGCCGUUGCGUCGUAG
Molecule: messenger RNA, 878 nt
Organism: Notodromas monacha
Lineage: Eukaryota; Metazoa; Arthropoda; Ostracoda; Podocopida; Cyprididae
Source: the annotation of a GenBank genome assembly